AUGAGAUCAGUUAGAGCUGCUCCUCACUUUCUCUCUCUGUAUCGCCAGCUGUCAGACUUCCAAAACCAUUUGCAUCCACGGACAGAAACAAGUACAUUUCCUCAUGACUUGAGCUGCAAGAGUCGACCCUAAAUAAUGACAAUGAGCUUCUUUGGAAAAAAAAAGAACAUACACAAUGGACCUCCAGCUCCACCCAGAAGGACAGACGACAAUGAACACCUUGGGUGGCCACAGGAUGAGUUUGAUGACGUGGAAGGUGACAUGUAUGAAGUGCCUCCCUGUCUGCCGGUUGGGAAAGUCCCACAGACACAAGUGGAGGAGGAGAACGUUUAUCUGGAGAGGACGUCCAAUCCUGCUCCUCCACAGAGGCAGGCUGCUCCUCCACAAAGGCCUCCACCCAGACCAGGAAAACCCUUGCCUGCCAUCCAGAAAGCUCAACAGCGUGCUGAGGAUUUAUUCUAUGACAACAAAACCAAGAAACCUCCUGAGAUAAACAGAAAGGGGAAACCUGGGAGGAAAGAGCCUCCUCCACCGGGCCGCUCUGCUCCGGCUCCGGGCCCUGCAGACAUCAUCGAGGAAGAUGUGUAUCUGGAUCCAAAUGAAGAACAGGAAGAUAAUGAUGACGUGUAUCUAGAACCUGCUGCUUUCUCUCCUGACCCUCGUGUGAUGAAGCCUUCCCCUCCCAAGACAGCACUUGUACCUCCCCCCAUGCAAAUGAUGAAGCCUUCGGUUCCCAGAAUUCAGUCUAAUUCAUACCUGCCUUCCUUGAAUGAGUUAAAAACGGCUCCUUCAGUCGAAGCGAGGCGUGCCUCAUAUCCUAUCAGACCCCUUCCGCCAAAUACCGGUGUUAAACCCCCUCUGCCUGCAAACCUGAAGGAAGCUAAACACAGCCUUCUGAAUCCUUCGAUGGCAGACACUAAGCCUGUGGCCUCCUCUGGUGGUACGAGGGCGACCAAACAAUCUGGGAAUGAGGGCAAAGAAUGGUUUGCUGGGAAUUGCAACAGAAAGUCAGCGGAGGAUCUCUUACUGAGGGUCAACAAGGAUGGUGCCUUCCUCAUACGACACAGCUCAGCCCAGGGCGCCCGCCAGCCGUUCACCCUCGCCGUGCUCUACCAGCAGAAGGUGUACAACGUUCCCAUCCGCUUCCUCGAGGACACGCAUGGUUACGCCCUCGGAAAAGAGGGCAAGAAGAACGUAGAGAUUUUCGGCACCCUCGACGAGAUGAUCUCUCACCACAAGAAUAACCAGCUGCUUCUGAUAGACAGCAAGAGCCAGGCCAAGCACACGACAUCUUUAACCUAUCCUGCACGCCCUUAAAACGGCACCACUACGACCUUCAUAUGGGUUAUAUAAGGAUAAUGGCACAGUUUGAAAAUUCACUGUUGGUCAACUGUGUGUCAAAAAGAUGAAAUUAAAACUCUCACUACUAUGAAAGCUGUGAUUUUUUUUAUUUUUGUCACAAGUAUAGAUUUGGUGUGUAUCUUUCCCCAAGUUCGUUUGAUGACUUUGAUUUUAAAUAAACGGUAUGUUACAGGCGUCUUUUCGGUGUGAUA
Sebastes umbrosus (honeycomb rockfish) is the source of this 1553-nucleotide messenger RNA. RefSeq names its product B-cell linker protein. The record is from RefSeq and is a predicted model, not a curated record. The transcript has 20 exons. Lineage: Eukaryota; Metazoa; Chordata; Actinopteri; Perciformes; Sebastidae. The coding region runs from base 136 to 1317 and encodes 393 amino acids. Gene Ontology annotation, biological process: intracellular signal transduction; cell surface receptor protein tyrosine kinase signaling pathway.